GCCGGCCCGGGAAGCGAGCGCGAUCGGGGACGAGCGAGCGGGUGGGACGAGCGACCCGGAGAGCCAGGCCGGCGGGACACGGGUGCCCGGAGCCUGCGAUCCAUGCGGACGUUCACGUUCACUGAGAUGGCAUGAUCGAAUUGCCAUAGAGAAUGGCCGCGAGCCCCGUGCUUGGCCCGGAAGAUGAGCAGGCUCCCUGGGACAUUGACGAUCUCCAAAUCUCACUGCAAGCGGAGCAGGAAGACACUCAGAAGAAAACCUUCACUUGCUGGGUGAACUCACAGUUGGCAAAGCACACGCCCCCGUCAGUGAUAUCUGACUUAUUCACAGACGUCAAAAAGGGCCACGUCCUCCUAGACCUGUUAGAAGUACUCUCGGGACAGCAGUUGCCUCGGGAUAAAGGCUCUAACACAUUCCAGUGUAGAAUUAACAUAGAACAUGCCCUGACAUUCCUAAAACAACGAUCAAUCAAGUUAAUAAAUAUCCACGUUACUGAUAUUGUAGAGGGAAACCCUUCCAUUAUUCUUGGCCUGAUUUGGACAAUUAUCCUGCACUUUCAUAUUGAGGAGCUUGCCCGGACUCUUUCUUGCAAUUACAAUCAACCUUCCCUGGAGGGUGUGGGUGUGACUGAAUCGACUCCUACCUCAAGUCUCCCAGCUAAGAAGUGCUCCAAAGCCCAAGCAAGAUGGCAGUUGUCUGCAAAGAAGGCUCUUCUUCUGUGGGCUCAGGAGCAGUGUGCCACGUACGAGUCAGUCAACGUGACAGAUUUUAAGUCAAGCUGGAGAAAUGGCAUGGCGUUUUUGGCUGUCAUUCACGCCUUGCGACCAGACCUCAUCGACAUGAAGAGUGUGAAGCACAGGUCCAACAAAGACAACCUGAAGGAGGCCUUCCGGAUCGCGGAGCGGGAACUGAAAAUCCCCAGACUGCUGGAACCGGAAGAUGUAGAUGUCGUGAACCCUGAUGAAAAGUCCAUCAUGACCUAUGUCGCACAGUUCCUGCAGUAUUCAAAGGAUAUGCCUGGACCUGGCGAUGUGGCUCAGAGCAAGGUGAAGGAUGCUGCGGCCUGGCUGACUCGGCAAGAGCAGCAGCUACGGCGGACGCGGCGGGGUUCGGAAAGCGAGACCCCGGGUCAGAAGUACCACAACCUGCUGUCCUUCAUGGACUCACUCAGUGAACAAAAGGAGUGCUUCGCGGAUGUGCUGUCUCUCAAAGGGCCUCAGCUGAGCGAAGACCAGGCACAACUGAGAGACGCCUGGACCCGCCUCACCCACCAGAUUGCAGCGUGGAAAGCUGAGCUGGACAGCGCCCUGCCCUCCCCGCUCAAGGAAACUGAGGCGUGGCUCCAGGACGUGGAGGCGCUUAUGGAGGAAGACCUGCCCACCUGCCAGGAUUACGCCCAAGCCAUGGCUCUGACCCGAGAGAAAGAAACGCUAUUCAAGAGUCUGAUGGAUAGUUUUGACUAUCAUUUGAAUAUUCUCUUGACCUUUGAAAAUCGAGAUGAAAAACACCUGCCAUUGGUGCCACCUAAGAAACUGGAGGAAAUGAAAAGACGAUUCAACAGCAUUUUGGGGAGAAAAUUCAUCCCACUUCUAGAAUUUCAUUACUAUAAGUGUUCAGUUCUUGGCUUGCUGGGAGAAGUGAAGUCAAAAUUAAAUGUCUGGAACAUCAGAUACGGGAACAAAGGAUCCGUGGAGGCCUUACUGCAAGACUGGCAUAAAUUUAUUGAAGAAAGAGACUUUCUAGCUCAGCUUGAUACCUCUUUUCAAAAAUGUGGUGAAAUUUAUAAGAAUUUGGCUGGAGAACGUGAGCCUAUUCAUGAGCAGUACACGGCAAUGGAACAAAGUGUUUUUGUGUACCGAGAAUCCAUAGACAAUGCGAAGUCCACUCUGCAAAAAGCGCUGGCAUGUUGGGGUACUUACGAGGAAAACCUCCCCCUACUGAAGGCUUCUUUUGAGGAGACAAAGAAGGAGAAAGUUAAAGAGCUUCCCUUCGAGACAGCCUCCCAGCUGGAUGCGCUCCAUACGACUGUAAAUGAGGUGGGAAGUUUCUUAAUUGAAGUCAGCAAUGAUGAAGUUGGGGCGUCUAUAUCUAGAGAACUGAGAAGGCUGAAUAAAAGAUGGAGAAAGUUCAUCACAAAGACUCCACGUGAAAUGAAACUACCUCUUACAAAUCAAGAACAGCCCAUUCUUGAUAAUGAAGCAAAAAGAACGGUUGAUAAUCAGACUACAAAGCCUGUGGGAGAGUAUGAGAAAGACGAUGGAGAGCCCACAGGAAAAUUAAAAAUGACGGAAGAAGUUGAAAACCUGAUUGGUGAAGUGGAAACCUGGGAUUCAGAAACCAAGUCCACCUUGGAUCUUCUGGGACAUCAAGACGAUGUGGCCGGCUCUGUCGAGGGAAGCUUGCAGCAUCUGACAGCUAAAGGCUCUGUGUAUGAGGAGCUCCUGGCCAGAGCUGAAGAGACUCUACAGGUGGAUGUUCAAAGUGUUUCAAGCCAGGAGUCCCUCCAGCACAUUCUCAGAGCUGGGCUGCAGGCAAGGAUUCAAGACGCUAAGGAGAAAGUUCAGAUCACCAUGAUAGAACUGGUCACAGCAUUGAAGAACUCGGCUGACGAAUCUCCAGGAUUAGACGCAAGGCUGAAGGUGGAAGAGGCGCAGAAAAACCUGGAAUCAUGGUUCAUGAGAGCCGAGCAGUUACUCGGGCAAAGAGAGCUCCCCAGUGGACUGUUCUCAGAAUACAAGGAGGCAUUGGAACUUGCUAAUACCAAUAGCCUGGCCAAGUAUUUGAAAGCCGUUGAAGAACUGAGGCAUCGCGUACCAGAGGCCGUGACAGCAGCUCUGGAAGAGCAGAGUGGUACUGCCUGUGCCAAAUGGGAGUCUCUUCAUCAUGAAAUUUCUCUGUUUAUCCAACAACUAAAAAUAGACAUUGAAAAAGGAAAGCUUAGUGACAAUAUUGCGAAACUUGAAAAGCAAAUAAAUAAAGAAAAGAAACUUAUCCGUAGAGGAAGGACCAAGGGUCUCCUCAAGGAACACGAGGUGUGCUUUUCUCAGGAGAGCGUCAAGGGCUACCUCCUUCGCCACGUGGGUGUCCUGAGGGCGCUGUGCGAAGAGCUGACUUCUCCGGAGGGCCAGCAGCAAUUGAUGACUGCAAUCCGAGAUUAUGAACAGAAGAUAGAAAGGAUUCUGACAUGUGCUUCCGAGAUUCACAUGAGCCUGCAGCCCUCUCAGGGAGGCGCGGCAAAAGUCAGGGGAACUGUGACCACCGAGAGUGGCGGAAGAGAUGCCAACAGCGAGGCAUCCCUGGAGAAAUCGGAUAACAAGCCAUCGACUGGAAAGGCAAUGGAACCCAGUAAGAAGUUUAGCCAGACAUCAGGCUUAAAGCCCCAGCAAGAAGAAAGCAUUGUGGAGAAGGAUGGACAGCAUCAUGAUGCAUCUAUAAACAGCUUAAAAGAGAGGUAUGAUAAACACAAGGAGAGUCUCGAACACCACCUGGAGCACAGUCACUCCAGGGCUACCGCGGACUACCCCAGUGACGAGCUCACGAGCAGCGCUUGUCUGCAGGACAAGCUGAUAGAGCUGCAGGUUCUAAAAACUGAAACUGAUGCCUGCUGGAGUGAGUUUCAGAUGACCUCAUUGAAAAUGGAAGGCCUCGUGAGUGAUACAGGGAAGCGUGCACUGGCUAAGGCAAGAGGCUUAUUAAAGGAAAAAGAAAAUGAGCUGCAGUUGCUUCUUAACACCAGGGUGGAGUCCUUAGAGACGGCGCUGAGGGCUGUGCUCCCCGUGGAGAAGCAGUGUUUCCUUCUGGGCAGGCUCUACCUGCCCCUCCAGGGACUGGCCACCCAGGACCUUCAUCUCACCAAUGCGAGCGGCAUUCAUCAAACCCUGAGGAAUAUCCAAAAUUCCAUAGCCAAACAAGUCAAAAUAUGUAUCAAUUUAGAGGAGUUAAGCAACUUUGCAUCAAGGGAGUUGCACCCAUUUGAUCUCCGGGCAAUGCAGGACAUUGUGCGAUCCUGCAGAGCAGAGCUGGACAGGACAAAGCAGGCGGUCCAGGCGAGAGAAGACGCCCUGGAAGCUGUCGAAGAGUUUUUGGCUUCUCUAAGAACAGCUCAGCCCUCCGUUGAGCUCCCCGCAGACCUUUCUGCCUCAGAGGCACCAGAAAGUACUCUGCCAGGGGCGAAUGUCGAGGAAGGGAUUGCUCUGAUGAGAGAGAAGGCCCGACAUUUGGAUGAACACUUGAAGGUGCUUCAUAUCAGCUUGGAUGAUGCCAAACUAGGGGAAGAUACCACCUGUGAGAAACUUCUCGACGCCUUGUCGGAAAAGUUAGCGGAGACCCGUGGCCUUGGUGGCCAGGAGGAAUUUACUGCGGAAAAGAAAUUAUUAGAGGCCUGUAGUUCCAAAAAUAAUGAACUCUUUAAAAAUAUCCAGGACAUCCAGAGUCAGAUCAGUAAAACGGGCCUGAAAGAUGCUACCGUUCCCGCUGUAAAGCACCGGAAAAAAUCGUUACUCAGACUGGAUAAGGACCUUGAUGGAUAUGCAGAAGAGAAGAAACACUUGGAAAAAAUGGUUAAUUCUCUCCCACAAUUCAAAGAUGGCCAAGAGAAAACUGUAAGACAACAGUGCCAAGAUACAGUGAGCUUGUGGGAGAGUGCAAAGACAUCUGUCACUGAGGGUCUUGAACAAUGUGGCAGAGUUUUGGAGCUCUUAAAGCAGUAUCAGAGCUUUAAAGGUAUCUUGACAACUUUGAUUCAAAAGGAAGAAAAUGUCAUCUCCCAGCAGGCUUCAUACAUGGGAAAGGAGAACCUGAAGAAAAAGAUAGCAGAGGUUGAAACUGUCAAGGAAGAGUUUAAUGAGCAUGUGGAAGUGGUAGACAAGAUCAACCAAAUCUGCAAAAAUCUACAGUUUCAUCUGAACAAAAUGAAAAAGUUUGAAGAGCCCCCUUUUGAGAAAGAGGCGAAUGUUAUUGUGGAUAGAUGGCUUGAUAUAAACGAGAAGACAGAAGAGUACUGUGAGAAUCUUGGUCGCGCUCUGGCUUUGUGGGACAAACUCUUCAAUCUAAAAAACACCAUUGACGAGUGGACUGAACAGAUCCUUGGAAAAGUGGAAGCACAAGAGCUGCUGGGCGAGGAGAGAGAAAGACUGAAGGAAGAGUUACGAGCUCAUGAAGAACAAGCUUCAGAUUUUUCUAGACGAGUUGCUGACGUACAGUUGCUGCUUCAAAGUAGUGAAAAACCACUUGAAUUGCAGGUCAUGGAGUCCUCUGUUUUGAGCAAGAUGGAAGAUGUAAGAAAGUGCCUAACAGGAGAAUCCAGCCGCCGCCCGUCCAGCGGCAGCACAGCUGAGCUAAGGGAGGACCUGGAUCAGGCUAAGACACAGAUGGGGGUGACGGAGUCUCUCCUGAACGCCCUGUCUCCCUCCGACAGCCUGGAGAUCUUCACCAAGCUCGAGGAGAUACAGCAGCAGAUUCUGCAGCAGAAGCGCAGCAUGACCGUCCUCGAGAGCCAGAUCGGCUGCCUCACUCCUGAGCUCUCUGACUUGAAAAGACAGUAUGAAAGCGUCAGUGACUUAUUUAACACCAAGAAAAGGGCAUUGCAGGAUCACUUUUCGGCACUGUUGAAUGAUCAGUGUAAGAACUUCAGCGACUGGCUCGGCAACAGCAAAAUGAACCUUCAGGAGUGUUUCGAAUCAUCCGAGACAAAAGCAGGCUUGGAACAAAAGCUACAUAAACUUUCUGAUUUCUUGACGCUGGAAGGAGGAAGCAGUAAGAUACAGCAGGUGCAAACCAUCCUGCAGCACGUGAGGAAGCACCUGCCCAAAGCUCGCGUGAAGGAGCUCAACAGCUGGCUUGGGAGCCAAGAGCUUGAGCUAGAAAACAUGGAGUCCAUAUGCCAGGCCCGAGCAAAGGAACUGGAUAGCUGCCUGCAGCAGCUACUGAGCCUGGAAGAUGAUUGCAGAAACCUGAAAAAAUGGCUUACUAAUCAAGAAGAGAAGUGGAAAGAAAUGGAAGAAUCAGGAGAGAACACUGAGCUAUUUUGCCAAAUGUUAGCUAGAAAGAGGGAACAGUUUGAAUCUGUGGCCCAGCUGAACAACUCUAUGAAGGAACAUGGGCUUACUGAAGAGGAAGUAAUAACAGAAUCAACACGUUUGGUUGAUAGAUAUCAGAGUUUAUUGAGGCAAUUACAUGCAAUUGAAGAAGAGGAUAAGUUACCACCUGCAGAUGACCAGAGCCUUAAUGAUCUUGCACAUGAUGUCAUUCAUUGGAUAAAGGAGAUUAAAGAGUCCCUCAUGGCCUUGAAUUCAUCAGAAGGCCAAAUGCCACUUGAAGAAAGAAUCCAGAAAAUAAAGGAAAUCAUUUUACUAAAGCCUGAAGGGGACGCUAAAAUCCAGACCAUAAUGAGACAAGCCCAGCUUAGCAAGACCCCAGUGGUCCAGGAGACCCUUAGUGAUAUCAGCAACCAGUGGGACAGCACACUCCACUUAGCCAACACGUAUCUAAGCCAUCAAGAAAAGCUUCUGCUGGAAGGAGAAAAGUAUUUGCAGAGCAAGGAGGACCUGAGGUCAAUGCUCAUAGAACUGAAGAAGAAACAGGAAUCGGGCUUUGCUCUGCAACACGGGCUACCCGAGAAGCAAGCCCAGUUGAAAAUUUAUAAGAAAUUCCUCCAGAAAGCCCAAGAUUUGACCUCCUUAUUAAAGGAGCUAAAAUCUCAGGGAAAUUACCUCUUGGAAUGCACUAAAAAUCCCAAUUUCAGUGAAGAGCCUUGGCUGGAAAUCAAACAUCUUCAUGAAAGUCUUCUUCAACAGCUCCAGGAUUCUGUACAAAAGCUGGAGGGUCAUGUUCAAGAGCACAGCUCAUACCAAGUAUGCAUCACAGACCUGAACGCCGCGUUGGACCACCUCGCUGAGGAACUUGCCAGUCUCUGUGAUACACCUGCAAUUCAAACAGCAGCUGAGGACAAACUGCAGAAGCUACAGGGACUGAAGAGAAGACUCAGUAUAGAAGAUGGUGCAUUAAAGAAGAUUCUAGUGCUAGCAAAAUCCAUCAAGAAAAAUACAUCUUCAGUGGGACAGAAGAUUAUUAAAGACGAUAUAAAAUCACUUAAGUGUAAACAAAAGCAUUUGGAAGGCAGAAUUGAAUCUGCUAAGCAGGAGGCUGAAAACCAUCUCAACAGCCUUCUUCAAUCAGAAUGCUCUACAGACGAACACGAGAAGUUUGCUCCGCCAGACGGAGAGACGCCGGCUGCUUGUGAUGCGCCGGAGUCCACUCAGGAGUCUGCGAUGGUGGCGAAGUUGGAGGGAGACUGGGAAAUGGACAAGAAUUCAGCUGUGGAAAUGAUUUUGUCAAAACAACUUCCUCUCAGUGCUCAGGAGAGCAUGAAAAACACCGCAGAUGAGCAGAAAGUCAACGAGCUGCAAAACCAACCUUUAGAAUUAGACAUUAUGUUAAGAAAUGAACAAUUAAAAGAGAUAGAGGAGCUAUCUACCCAGUUGGAAGCCAGGAGAGCAGCCAUUGAGCCUCAGGAACAAGCUCACUUGGACAGACUGCUUCAGGCACUUACUGCUUCAAAGAAAAAUAAAGAGAGCCAGUAUAAUCUCCUCCAAGGUUUCCAAGAACACCUGGCUGCAGCGGAGGCCUCACUGGGAGCCAUCUGGACAGAAAAGGAAAGUCUAAAAGUAGGACCUCUGGACAGUGCGACCUACCUGGACAAAAUCAAGAAGUUGCUGGGAUCAAUAGAAAAAGAAAAAUCCUCUCUAAGUGAGCUUCAAGCGGAAUGGGAGCCUCUGUCUGGCCUCUUGGGCACCAUGGACCAGCAGCUCCUGGGAAGCCAGAUGAGGCAGCUCGAAGAUGACUGGGGGCAAGUGCACCAGCUGGCCCAGCGGAAGCUUUCUCAGCAGAUGGAGGAAGAGGGGGAGCUCACCCACCUCACAGGGUGGAUCCAGGGCCUCGAGCUUUCUCUGAAGCGGCUACAGCAGCAACUCCUGUUGUGUCUGGAUUCUCCAGAGCACCAGGAAGGGAGCCCGAGCCUCCUUGCUUUGACCACCGAGCUCCAGGCCACUAGGCACAGAUUUUCUGUUUUAAAAGGGCAGGCAGAGCUUCGGAUAAAGAGGCUUUGGGGAGAAAAAGACAAGGAGGUUUUGGAAAGUGCAAUAAAUAAUUUGAAGAGACAGCUGGAAGCCUUGGAGCCAAUAAACCUAGAGGCAGAAAGCGAGAUGAAGAAGUGUGACCUGAGGAACAAGAUCCAGGAGACGCUGCUAUGGGUGGAGAAUCUGCUGGGCGAGCUCAUGUCCCCUGUUUCCCUUCUGCCCCAUGACAUUCUUUCGCAGAUCACAAAAUGCAAGGUGACGCACGAUGACAUUCUGCAGAGGCGGCAGGUCCUAGACUCUUUGGUGGAGGAGGUCAGAGGCGUCACUCCCAGCCUGGCAGCAAACGACAGGGAUGAAUUAAAUGACCUUCUGGAGGACUUACAGAACCAAUACCAGACACUCAUGUUAAGAUCAACUCAGAGGUCACAGCAACUAGAGUCUAAGUUGGAAGAAAGGAGCAAACUUUUUGACAUCCUCAGGAAGGCUCAGCUCACAUUGCAACACAACGAAGCACUGGCCGUGCCCACGGUGGAGAGAAGCAUUGCAGAGGCUGAUCUGGAGCGUCGCAGGGCCACUCUGAAGGCAUCCCAGCAGGAACUGCAAGAUGUUGAGAGCGUGAUCUCAACACCCCUUCAGGAACUGGCACACGUCUGUAAAGAUGCAAAUGUGUUUGAAAGAUUAUUUCUGGACGAUCAGUUGUACAAUCUCAAGACUAGAGCCAACAGAACGCAAAGAUUGAUUCAGAAUAGCUGUGGUGACAUUGAGCGUAAGCUGGAUGCUUACAGAGAAUUGCGUGACAAGACGUCUGUGCUUCAGAAGGAGGUUGACAGUCUGUGGCACCAUGAGCCACCCCUGCCUAAGCGAGAGUUGAGCCAGGGAGCUAAAGACGAGCUCUGUCAUCUUAAAGACAGGCUCGCCAGUAUCCGAGGCAGCCUCUUGCAAGUGUUGAAACUUAAGGACCUGUUUGACCAUCUAGGGCUAACCUGGGAUGCGGCACAGCUUGACCAGUUGCAAAUCCAACUGUCUGAAAAAGAAAAGGAGCUUGAAGAAGAAAUGAGGCACCUGGACACAUUUGUGGCAGAACGUGACAGAUACCAAGCAUCGCUAAGUCAGUUGAGGGCUCUGGACUUACAAAUUAAGGAAAAGGCUGAAUUACUCAACGUUCCUGAUGUUUCCCCAGAAAGCACUCUGAUCAAUGCACAAAUUUUGAGUCAGAGAACUGAGAAAGCCAAAUGCCUGUAUGAUGAGGUAAUAAAGAAGUUAAGUGAAAACGAGGCCCUUGAUGACGCGUGGAGAGAAAAAGAAAUGCUACAGCUGAGGCAGCGUGCCGCCGACAAUGACACACUCCACGAGGCCCUGCACGCCGCGGUGCUGGAGUUCCACCCGCAAGAAGUGGACGCAAAGCACUUUCAGGAUACGCUAGAAAAUUCCCUACGUGUUUUAAAUCAGGUCAGAUCUCAGUUACGGCAGCCUUUGUGCGUGAAUUUGGAACUUAAACAUAUUCAGAACGAGAAGGCUGCUUGCGUAGCAUUUCAGGAGCAAGUUCAGACAGAAAUGUGUAGGGUGAAAGCCCUGACUGUUCCUGAGGAGCAAGGAGGAGAGAGCUCUGAAACCAGCGAUGCGCAGAGAAAAUUGCGCGACAUUGAAGAUCUUCAGACGCAGCUUAGCGAAAGCAUCGAUUCACGCGCAGCCAUCCUGAAUGAUGCUUAUGAAGACGUCACACAGUAUCAGGAAGCACUCACCAGGGCGGCGGGGAUCAUCACUUCCCUAGAGGCCAGCCUUGUGUCCCAUAGAGUAGACCUUCACCAUCUGGAAGAACCGCUUGAGCUGCCGCGCCAUCAGCUAGAGGAGUUGCAGUCCACAAUAGCAGACAUCGGGGUGCUCACGGAGAAGCUGGGCGCCAUCGCCAGCCCAGAGGCCAAAGCGCAACUCCAGCGUAAGGUGCAGGAGCUCACGGCUCACGGCUCAGCCCUGAAGGCUGCGGUCGAAGCAGAAGGGGCCCAGGUGGAAAGGUGUCUGGAGAAUUACAAGCGCUACGGGAAGAUUAAAGAGGAAAUUUGCACUCAGCUUGGGGAGAUGGAGACAGCUCUUAGGCAGGCCAUGUCCUUGCUCCCACAGUCAUACAGAGAAGCCCUAGAGUGCCUGGAACAGAGCAAGGCUUUGGUAUCAAAUCUCUUGUCAACCAAAGAAGACUUCGUGCGCCUCCGGCAGGUCCUCAGACACGUCACGUGCAGGUGUGCCGGCGGCGACGGCACGUGUGCUUCCAGGGUCGCCUCUGCCCUGUGGGAGACGUGGCUGCGCUUGCUGGAAACUGCCCGGGCCUGGGCCUCGUGGAGCGGAGAACUGAAGCGGGCGUGGAAGUUCCUCAGCGAGGAAAUUGAACGAGAAGCAAUCAUUUUAGACAGUCUACAAGAGGAACUCCCGGAAAUUUCCAAAGCAAAAGAGGCAGCUUCCACUGCAGAACUCUCCCAGCUGCUGGAUGCUUUACGCCAGUAUGAGGAGAGUGUGGGAAAGCAGCUGCUGCUACUGGCCCUGCUUCUUCAGCGCAUGAGGAGUGUCCAGAAUGUUCCCGAAGGCACAGAGGCUGUGGAAACUGCCCCCGCGCUUCAGGAGAUUAGGUCUAUGCAGGAACGGUGCAACAGGCUUGUUCAGAAUGCUCAAAAGAAUAAGGACUUGGUACAGACUGAACUUGAAGACAGACAGUCCGUCACAAAGGAAAUAAUUGAUUUGAAGCACUUAUUUCAACAGACCUCAAUUUCUUUCCAAAAUAUGGCAUUAGAAGGCCAUCCUGAAAGGGCAGAGCAAUUUGAGGAGCUUCAAAGAGUUGUUAAGAAAGGGAAGCUAACUUUCGAGAACGUUAUGGAAAAACUGCGAAUCAAGUACUCUGAAAUGUACAGCAUCGUCCCUGCAGAGAUCGAGGCCCAGCUGGGAGAAUGCAGGCAAGCUCUGGAAGACACAGAGGAGAAGCAGGUGAGCAGUGAGGACUUAAAGAGCUCACCGCAGAGUAUCAUGAGCAGGAAAAUAGAGGAAAUUAACAUUGGGCUCCAGGAAGUGGAACAGAUGCUGCAGCAGAAAAGUUCCAGCAUGGAGGAGGCUCAAGAAAUCCAAAAGAAAAUGUGGGAUGAGCUAGAUCUCUGGCAUUCCAAGCUAAAUGAGUUGGAUUCUGAAGUUCACGACAUCGUGGAGCAGGACCCGGGACAGGCUCAAGAAUGGAUGGAUCACCUGAUGGUUCCUUUCCAGCAGUACCAGCAAGUAUCGCAGAGAGCAGAAUCCAGAACUUCACAGCUCAACAAGGCCACGAUUAAGAUGGAGGAGUACAGUGAUCUUCUGAAGAGUACAGAGGCAUGGAUAGAAAAGACAAGGUGUUUGCUGGCAAAUCCUGCCCACUGUGACUCUUCAAGGACCCUGAGCCAUCAUGCCAGCACCCUCCAGAUGGCUCUGGAAGAUUCCGAACAGAAGCACAACCUUCUUCUCUCAAUUUUCACGGAUCUAGAAGAUUUGUCAGUCAUUUUUGAAACCGAUGACUUAGUCCACUCCGUACAAGAGCUCAGCAGCCAAGUGGCAGCUUUACAGCAGGAAAUCAUGGAAAACCUGCCGCACAUCCAGCGAGUGGCAGAUGAUGUGGUUGCAAUUCAAUCUGAAGUAAAAUCAAUGGAGAAAAAAGUUGCCAAAAUCAAAGCUAUCCUGUUAUCAAAAGAAAUCUUUGAUUUUUCACCUGAAGAACAUCUUAAGCAUGGGGAGGUCAUACUUGAAAAUAUACGUCCCAUGAAGAAAACCAUUGCUGAGAUCAUGUCUUACCAAGUGGAACUAAAGUUACCCCUCUCAGGAAUGAAACCUCUGCCCGUGUUUCAGAGAACAAGUCAGCUCUUACAAGAUGUAAAAUUAUUGGAAAAUGUGACACAGGAACAAAAUGAGUUAUUGAAGCUAGUCAUAAAACAGACAAAUGAAUGUGAUGAAGAAAUAGAAAAUUUGAAAGAGAUCUUAAAUAACUAUCCAGCUGAGUUCUCCCUCGGACAUACAUCACCAGACCAAGCUGCCAGCCUGCCCGCGGUACAGGGAGGGGUCGAAGGUAUGGAAAAGCAGAUUGUGAACUUAAACCAGAAAAAAGAAGACUUGGUGGUGGGCUUGAAGGCUGCCGUCCUGAGCCUUCACCAGCACUUGAAGCAGUCACAGCCCGAAGUAGAAGGAAACGCGCCGUCAGCUGUCACAUCCGAGCAGGGUGGGGCAGCCGACGGGGAUGCUCCGGCCUGGAAGCUGAACAGAAGGGACUCCAUGUCUUUCUUGCCGGCAGUCCAGGAGGAGGUGGAAGAAAGCUCCGUGAAGAGUGAGAAUGGACAGAAGCAAACAGAGCCACCUUCGGAGUCUGGGUCUCUACUCUGGAAGCAUGACAAGGACCUGGAGGAAGAGGGGCCGUCCUCCUCCUCUGCCACAAUUGUUCAGGAGGCAGAUGGGAGAAUCAGCACCUGUGACAGGUCCAUGGCACACAUCCUGACCCCAGACUCGGGAAACACUGAGCCAGGCCCAGCACUGUCCCCGAGCCUCAGUCAGAGAGAAGAGGGUGUCACACCUCCCAUCAAGGCCGCAGUUCUGGACUGUCCACACGAGGAGCGUGGAGCUGUCCAGGCCCCGGGGGAGACCACCGGGCCCCAGCCUGCCGAAGUUCUCCAUGUCUGUAAGACCCAAGUGGCCGAGCUGGAGCAGUGGCUGCAACAAGCCAACGUGGCCUUUGAGCCGGAAACGUUAAACGCGGACAUGCAGCAAGUGGUGGAACAGGAGCUGGCCGGGUGCCAGGCUAUGCUGACUGAGAUUGAACGCAAGGUUGCCUCUCUGCUAGACACUUGUGCAGAUUGGGGCCUGGGGGACAGCGGGGCCACUCAGCGUGAGGCCGAGGCACUUUCCCUGAAACUCAGAACUGUGAAGUGUAAUUUGGAAAAGGUGCAGAUGAUGCUUCAGGAGAAACACGGCGAGGAGCCGCAUCCUCCUAUUCUAAAGAGCCCUUUAGAGUACCAGACAGUCCUCGAGCCAGUGAGCUUCCCCGAGCUGAAAUCUCUUGGGACUGAAAAGCCCCAAUUCAGCAGGCAAAAAGACCUUCCGCUGCAACAGAUUCUGGAGUUAAAACCAUUGGAACAGAAAGAUUUAAUCAAGUUCAUAGAACUUAACGCUCAGAAGAUGGAACGCCAAUAUUGCCAACAGGAUAAAGACGGGCCUCAGGAGUCGUCUGUGAGCAAGGCCUCUAGCCCUGGAAGUGAAGCACCACACUCAGACGUGUCCCUCCAGGGCCACGGUGGUGACAAGUGGCAGUAUCUCCAUCGUGAACUGUCAUGGCGAGUAACCCUUCCUGUGCCCCAGCCUGUGGAGCCUCAGGUGGCCAUAAAUAUGAGUAUGCUACCCAGUGUGAGUGUAUAUAACUUUAAGUAUCCUACAACUGAAGAGCUGAAAGUGUAUACCACCCAACUUGAAGAUCUACGCCAAGAAGCAAGUAACCUUCAGGCACAGGAGGACAUGACAGAAGAAACAUAUAGCAGUCUGGAUAAAAGAUUAUUUGAACUCUUGCUGGGCCUCAGUCGGUGCCUUGGCAGUGUGGGGGAGCUGCUGCGGAACCCCAGGCUGCUCAGGGAGGACGCCCCUGCCCAGCAGGUGCACUGUGAGAAACUAGCUCUUGAGCUGAAGAAACUUUACUUAACUCUGGGUGACAAGAAGGGUGACCUUUUGAAAGCCAUGUCUUGCUCUGGCAAGAGCAGCCCGUCGCUACCUGAAUGCUUUGCUACCCUCCACGUCUGCCUGGAGCAAGCCCAGGCCAGGGCUGCCUCCAGAAGCAAGUCCCUGAAAGCCGGCCUCGACUACAGCCGCAGCUACCAGAAUGAAAUAAAGCGAUUAUAUGAUCAACUCAUCAAGAAGAAGACAGCUUUACAACAGUCUCUGAAUGAAGUCAGCGGCCAGAGUGUUGGCGACCAGCUUCAGAAAGCCGACGCUUGUUCAGCAGAUCUGCGGAACUCGGAGAGCCAGGUGGCCAAACUCAGAGACGAAGGGGAAAGGCUUCACUUCCCUUACGCUUUGCUCCAGGAGGUUUACAAAUUAGAGGACGUGCUUGACAGCAUGUGGGGAAUCCUGCGAGCCAGGUGUGCGGAGCUCAGCCCUCCGUUCCUCAGCGACGGCCAGCAGGACGCCUUACUGCAGGGCUUAGUGGAACUAGUCGGCAUCGGGAAGGACAAGCUUGCCCGAGGCUACUUACAGCACGCCAAAAGUAAAGGGGCUCUGGAGGCUCAACUACGAGACCACAAGGAAUUUUUCCAGAAGCUGGCUGCUAGCAUGUUGUUCAUCCAAACAUACUUGGCAAAAUCGUUUCCUUCUUCAUUACAAAAGAGAGAGACAUUCUGGGCAGAACAAGUGACAGAAGUGAAAUUGCUAGAAGAAAAAGCAUGGCAGUGUGGCACGAGGCUGCAGAGUUUGUUACAGAAAUGGGAAGAAUUUGAUGAAAACUCUGCAUCUCUUGAGAAGGACCUAGAAGUUUUUGUGUCUACACUACCCUCUGUGAGCUUGGUGGAAGAGACAGAGGAAAGAUUAGUGGAGAGGAUUUCAUUUUACCAGCAAAUAAAAAGAAACACUGAUGGAAAGCAUGCCCAGCUUUGCCAGACUCUCAAGGAAGGCAAAGAGCUGGUGGCCUCCGUGAGCUGUCCUGAGCUAGAGGGCCAGAUUGCGGCUCUCGAAGAGCAGUGGUUGUCUCUCAACAAGAAAAUCGAUCAUGAGCUCCACAGGCUGCAAACACUCCUCAAGCACCUCAUCAGUUAUAACAGAGAUUCAGAUGAGCUAACCAAGUGGUUGGAAUCAUCUCAACAAACUUUGAACUACUGGAAAGAACAGUCCCUCAAUGUAUCUCAAGACCUGGACACAAUCAGAAGCAACAUAAACAAGUUUUUUGAGUUCUCUAAGGAAGUCGAUGAGAAGUCCUCGCUGAAGUCUGCAGUUCUGAGCACUGGGAACCAGCUUCUGCACCUGAAAGAGGCAGAUACGGCCACACUGAGAGCUUCCUUAGCACAGUUCGAGCAGAAAUGGACAGUGCUUAUUACUCAGCUUCCAGACAUUCAAGACAAACUUCACCAGCUUCAGAUGGAGAAGUUGCCCUCUCGUAAGGCCAUCGCAGAGAUGAUCAGCUGGAUGGACAAUGUGGAGGAGCGACUUGCGGGUGGAGGCCCCGAGCACUCGCCAAGUUCUGCGUCUCAAGUGAAAAAUCUUCAGACGCUCAAGGAGUUCAGAAUGGAAAUGGACUAUAAACAGUGGGUCGUUGACUUUGUUAACCAGUCAUUACUUCAGCUAAGCACCUGUGACGUAGAAAGCAAGCGCUACGAGCGGACGGAGUUUGCAGAGCACCUCGGGGAGAUGAACCGCCAAUGGCACCGAGUUCAUGGAACCCUGAAUAGAAAGAUACAACAGUUAGAACAACUUUUGGAAGGUGUCACUGAGAAUGAAAACAAAAUCCAGAAUUUGAACAGCUGGCUGGAGGCCCAAGGAGAAAGGCUAAGAACUCUACAGAAACCUGAGAGUGUUGUCUCUGUUGAGAAGCUUCUCCCGGACUGCCAGGAUAUAGAAAAUCAGCUUGCUGUGAAAUCCAAAGCACUGGAUGAGCUGAGAAAUAGUUCCCUGACUCUGGAGAAUGGAGCCCUGCCAUUGUUAGAAGACACAGCAUCCAAAAUUGAUGAGUUGGUUAAAAAGAAGACUGAUGUCAUCAACCAGGUUAAUCAGCUAAAAGCCUCCAUGCAGUCGGUGCUGCAGGACUGGAAGACCUACAACAGGCUCUACGACGAGGUGACUCUGACGGCAGUCCGAUUCGCGUACCGCAUGGAGCACAGCAAGCCUGCCGUCUUAUCACUGGAGGCCUUGGACUACCAUGUGCAGAACCUUCAGUCCCUUCAGGACGAAGCUGAAAGUCAUGAAGGGUGUUGGGAGAAGCUCCGGGAGGUGAUUAGCAGGCUAAAGGAUUCCUGCCCCUCGAUUGCUGCAAUCAUUGAACAGAAGUGCCAGGAUGCUCACUCAAGGUGGACCCAGGUAAACCGGGACCUUGCAGACCAGUUGCAGAAGGCUGGGGGUCUGCUGCCACUCUGGAAGGCUUAUCGGGGUGCCCACGCAGAAGCAGCAGCAAGGCUGGGGCAGCAGGAAGCAAAGCUGCGGCAGCUCGCAGACAUCAGCACGUCUGGAAACAACCUGGCCGAGAGCCUGCCGCUGGCUCUGCAGGACAUCAAGGAGCUGCAGCGUGAUGUGCAGAAGACAAAAGAGGCCUUUCUCCAAAAUUCCACCUUCUUAGACCGGCUCCCACAACCGGCCGAGUACAGCGCCCCUGGGAUCCAUUCUGAGCAACUGCACUCCCUCCAGAGGGCCGACUACCUGGAAAAGAUACUGCUGGUGAAAUCAAGUGAAUUUGAGAGUGUUCUGGCACAGUUCAAGGAUUUUGGGGACCGCCUGGAAUCUUUAAAAGGUCUUAUCACGCGUGAGGAAGAGAAUUUGGACAAACUGUACCAUCAAGAAAAAGAAGAUCCUGACUUGCUCCUGGACCAUGUGCUAGCACUGACAGCACAAUCACCUGACAUUGAGCGCGUGAACGAAGAGAGCCUGAAGCUCCCCCUCAGUGACAUGGCUGUGAAGACGCUGCAGGAUGUGAACCGGCAGUGGAUCCGGGCCACGGCCACAGCGCUGGACCAUCUCAGUGAGCUGCAGGGACGUGGACUGAGUGGAAAUUUUCUUCAUUGCUGUGAAAAGUGGGUCCAGCUCUUGGACAAAAUAAAAGAAACCCUUAAAAUAAACACAGCCCAUAGCCUUCCAGCUCUCCUGGAACAGCAGAAAACCUUUGAGAUGUUGGAAGCUGAAGUUUCUAUUCACCAGACGAUCGCCGAUGCUUAUGUCACCCAAUCCUUACAGCUCCUGGACACCACAGACAUAGAGAAGAGAUCAGAGUUUGUGUCAGAAUUCUCAAAGCUGGCAGACCAGUGGCAGAGUGCUGCCCAGGACGUUGGGCAGAGGAAGUGUGACAUCGACGGGCUGGUGAGGCGGUGGCGGUGCUUCACCAGCUCCGUGGAGGACCUGCUUCGCUUCCUUACUGACACCGGCCACCUGCUGUCCGCGGUGAAGGGUCAGGACUGCUUCAGCCUCUACCAGGCCAGGCGCCUGAUCCGCGAGCUGAAGAAUAAAGAGAUCCACUUCCAGAGGUGGCGAACCACCUACACGCUGGCCUUGGAAGCUGGAGAGAAGUUAUUGAACAUACCCAACCUGGAAACUAAAGAGUUCAUUGGCAGAAAAUCCAGUCAGCUUCAGGACACCUGGAAGGACACAGAACUCCAACUGCAAGAGGCGAUUAAACAGUUCCAGAGCACUGUGGAGACCUGGGACCAGUGUGAAAAGAAAAUCAAGUUGCUGAAAAGCAGGCUGGAAGUUUUGAAAGCACAAAGUGAAGAUCCUCUCCCGGAGCUGCAUGAGGACCUCCACAGAGAAAAGGAGCUGAUUAAGGAGCUGGAGACGUCUCUGGCUGGCUGGACGCAGAACUUGCAAGAAGUUCAGGCACUGAAGGCCGAGCUGGGCCGGUGCGUCCUGGCGGAGGACGUGCUGCUGCUGCAGGAGCAGACGGAGCACUUGCACAGACAAUGGGAGGACCUCUGCCGAAGGGUGUCUAUCCGCAAGCAGGAGAUUGAAGACAGACUCAACUCAUGGGCCGUGUUCAAUGAAAAAAAUAAAGAGCUGUGUGCAUGGCUCGUGCAGAUGGAAAACAAGCUUUUACAGACAGCAGACAUCAGCAUUGAAGAAAUGAUUGAAAAGUUACAGAAGGACUGCAUGGAAGAAAUCAACCUGUUCAGUGAAAACGAGCUGCAGCUGCGGCAGAUGGGUGACCAUCUGAUCAGAGCCAGCAGCAAGGCCAGGGCUGCGGAGAUCAACGACAAGCUCAGCAAAAUCAACGACCGCUGGCAGCAUCUCUUCGAUGUCAUUGGGUCAAGGGUGAAGAAGCUGAAGGAGACGUUUGCAUUCAUUCAGCAGUUAGACAAAAACAUGAGUAACCUCCGCACCUGGCUGGCGCGAAUCGAGUCGGAGCUCUCCAAGCCCGUUGUGUAUGACGUGUGCAAUAACCAGGAGAUCCAGAAGAGGCUUGCCGAACAGCAGGACCUGCAGCGAGACAUUGAACAACACAGUGCCGGGGUGGAGUCCGUGUUCAACAUCUGCGAUGUCCUCUUGCAUGAUUCUGACGCCUGUGCCAACGAGACCGAGUGUGACUCGAUCCAGCAGACCACCAGGAGCCUGGACAGACGCUGGAGGAACAUUUGCGCUAUGUCCAUGGAGCGGCGCAUGAAGAUUGAGGAAACGUGGCGCCUGUGGCAGAAGUUUUUAGACGAUUAUUCCCGCUUCGAGGACUGGCUCAAGUCGGCCGAGCGGACGGCAGCCUGCCCCCAUUCCUCCGAGGUGCUGUACACGACUGCCAAAGAGGAGCUGAAGAGGUUUGAGGCCUUCCAGCGGCAGAUUCACGAGCGGCUCACACAGCUGGAGCUGAUCAACAAGCAGUACCGGCGGCUGGCCCGGGAGAACCGCACAGACACGGCCAGCAAGCUGAAGCAGAUGGUACACGAGGGCAACCAGCGCUGGGACAACCUGCAGAAGCGGGUCACGGCCAUCCUGCGGAGACUCCGAUAUUUCACCAACCAGAGGGAAGAAUUUGAAGGCACCAGGGAGAGCAUCCUGGUGUGGCUCACAGAGAUGGACCUGCAGCUGACCAACGUGGAACACUUCUCGGAGAGCGAUGCCGACGACAAGAUGCGCCAACUCAAUGGUUUCCAACAGGAGAUUACCUUAAACACCAACAAGAUUGACCAGCUCAUUGUGUUUGGGGAGCAGCUGAUUCAGAAGAGCGAGCCGCUGGACGCGGUGCUGAUCGAGGACGAGCUGGAGGAGCUGCAUCGGUACUGUCAGGAGGUGUUCGGCAGGGUGUCCCGCUUCCACCGGAGGCUGACCUCCCGCACUCCGGGCUUGGAAGAUGAAAAGGAGGCUUCUGAGAAUGAAACAGACAUGGAAGACCCCAGAGAGCUCCAGACUGACUCGUGGCGUAAAAGGGGAGAGAGUGAGGAGCCGCCGUCUCCCCAGGCCCUGUGUCACCUCGUGCCCCCAGCUCCGGGACAUGAGCGUUCCGGCUGUGAGACCCCCGUCAGUGUGGACUCCAUCCCUCUCGAGUGGGAUCACACAGGCGACGUGGGGGGCUCCUCCUCCCAUGAAGAGGACGAGGAAGGCCCAUACUACAGUGCACUGUCAGAUGUAGAAAUCCCUGAAAAUCCUGAGGCAUAUCUUAAAAUGACCACAAAAUCUUUGAAAGCGUCUUCUGGUAAAUCCAUUUCUGAUGGCCACUCGUGGCAUGUUACUGACAGCCCUUCCUGUCCCAAGCACAACUACAAACAAAUGGAAGGUGAUAGGAAUGUGCCACCCAUUCCCUCAGACUCCAGCACCCCUUAUAAGCCAGCCUAUGUAAAGCUGCUGUUACAUCCGGGACCUGAUGGCAAAGAAGGUCCGGACGCCUCAAAUGUCAGCCCUCAGCAGGGAGACGAGCAGCUGGCCACCUUAACAGGGCAGCAGUCAGGUGCCUUUGACAGAUGGGAGCUGAUCCAAGCUCAAGAGCUUCACAGUAAACUCAGAAUGAAGCAAAAUGUGCAGCAGCUGAACUCUGACAUAAGCGACAUCAGUGGUUGGCUGGAGAAAACUGAAGCAGAGCUGGAAACGUUAAAGACGGCAGCACCUCCCUCCAACAUCCAGGAACUGGCACUCCAGGCAAAGCGACUGCGGGAGAUCUUACAAGCCUUUGAUGCCUACAAGGCCUUAAUGGUCUCCGUCAGCGUGGGAAGCAAGGAGUCUCUGCCCACUGAGGGCGCCGAAUCCUCAGAGCUCCAAAGCCGGCUCCGUCAGCUGAGCCUGCGCUGGGAAGCAGUCCAGGGCGUGGUGGACAGCUGGAAAGGGGACUUACGACAGUCGCUCAUGCAGUGCCAGGACUUCCACCGGUGCUGUCAGGACCUGCUCCUGUGGCUAGUGGGCGCUGAGAACCGGAGGCGGAAGGCGCACGUCGCCCACCCGGAAGCAGACCGCCAGGCCCUCCUGAAGUGUCAGAGGGAACUAAUGCAACUGGAAAAGGAGCUGGUGGACCACCAGCCCCAGGUCACCUCCUUGAAGGAGAUUUCCUCCAGCCUUCUCGUUAAGGGGCAUGGGGAAGACUACAUCGAGGCUGAAGAGAAGGUCCACGUGAUCGAGAAGAAACUCAAGCAGUUACGUGAGCAAGUGGCUCAAGACUUGAGGGCCUUGCAGGGCAGCCAGAACCCAGAUCCGUCUCUGCUCAGCUUCAGUGACGAAGACUCAGGGGAACAGCCUCUAGUAGCCUCCAGGCCAGUGGCCCAUAUGAAGCAGUUUGGAGCAGAGAGAACUACAGACGAUGAGAACGAGACAGACAGCAGGGCGCCCAGCACUGGCAGCUCGCAGCCCCGGCCCCGGCGCUCCUUCCUCUCACGGGUGUUCAGGGCAGCGUUGCCCCUCCAGCUGCUCCUGCUCCUGCUGCUACUCCUGGCCUGCCUGCUGCCCUCCUCCGAAGAGGACUACAGCUGUACCCAGGCCAACAACUUCGCCCGCUCCUUCUACCCCAUGCUGCGAUACACCAACGGUCCGCCCCCCACCUAGACGGCUCUGUCAGCCCCAUGCCACCAGCCCCGUGAUCACGAGUGCCCAGCUCGCGGUGCCACACCCCAUCUGUGAGCGACUCUUGGCCUUGACAAGGUCCAGGGGCCUACCACAGAUGACCUCCCUCGGGUCCUUGUCCAGAUGGACUCCAGGGGCCCAGGACAACUCUCAAAAGAAGUUCUUCCUGUGGGAACAGGAAGCAGGUACAGCCACUGCCUCGCCUCUAGACAAAGCUAGCAGACUGGUUGAAAGAACUCUGGGAAGGGGAGCUUCCUGAAGAGCCACGCACUUUGUGAAUUCUGACUUAAUUGUGAAACAGCGUUAUUGCCAUGUCGACAACACUGUCCACCAGCAGUGGUGUUCAGCACAUAUACUGAGACGCAAGAGGAGUCCCACCUUAGAAACGGUUCGGAAACUCACUCACACCCCGAGCUGAUGGAGCAAGACAGACAUUUGGCCGUCUAGAAUGAGUUUUCCUCUGGUCAGCUAGCUAGCUGAGCUCCCAGUUACAAACCAAAUGUUCUGUUCAGUACCUAGGUCAGCUCUUUUAUAUUGCUUUACAUUUUUAAAGAAAUUUUAUUGCAUGGAUGUGGGUAUUUGUGCAUAUUUUUUAACAACGCUGAAUCUGUAUGAAUAAUGUAAACUUUUGAUUUUUUCAUUUAAAAAAAAAAAAGGAUUUUAGCUCAAGCUUUUGACUAAUGUACAGUAAAUGCCAAACUACAGACUUGAUGGGGAUGUUUUUGUAAGUUAAUUUUAUAAGAUUUUUUCACACUUAAAGAGAUGUUUCAGGUCUGGUUGAACUGUUUGGCCACCAGGGUUUGGUACAGAAACUUGAAGCUGUUUGUGGUAUGUGCAACUCAGAUGUUUCUCAUUAAAAAGAAAAAAAAUUGGCAAA
This is a messenger RNA of Jaculus jaculus (lesser Egyptian jerboa), 21651 nucleotides long. RefSeq names its product spectrin repeat containing nuclear envelope protein 2 (gene Syne2). The transcript is spliced from 116 exons. NCBI's taxonomy places the organism in Eukaryota, Metazoa, Chordata, Mammalia, Rodentia, Dipodidae. Gene Ontology annotation, cellular component: membrane. The record is from RefSeq and is a predicted model, not a curated record. Gene Ontology annotation, molecular function: protein binding. Bases 153 to 20756 code for a protein of 6867 amino acids.